Messenger RNA from Megalops cyprinoides (Indo-Pacific tarpon), 2356 nucleotides. RefSeq names its product transmembrane 9 superfamily member 3 (gene tm9sf3). Lineage: Eukaryota; Metazoa; Chordata; Actinopteri; Elopiformes; Megalopidae. The transcript is spliced from 15 exons. Gene Ontology annotation, biological process: protein localization to membrane. Gene Ontology annotation, cellular component: membrane. The record is from RefSeq and is a predicted model, not a curated record. Bases 97 to 1860 code for a protein of 587 amino acids.
GAAGCCUGCCACUGACAUACAACCAGGAAGAAGGAAGGUGGGAUAGCUCUAACAAAGCUAAAAUCCCUAAUCUGUCUGCAAACUUUUGGCCUGAAAAUGACGGGGUCGACCAGGUGGAAGAUAACUGUGGUGACCUUGCUGUCCGCGGUGGGAGUGUUGCAGCCGGUUCGCGCGGAUGAGCACGAACACACGUAUACAGAUAAAGAAGAGGUCGUUUUAUGGAUGAACACAGUGGGGCCAUAUCACAACAGACAAGAAACCUAUAAAUACUUCUCCCUUCCCUUUUGUGUGGGCACCAAAAAGACAAUCAGUCACUACCAUGAGACACUGGGAGAAGCUCUUCAAGGAGUGGAGCUGGAAUUCAGUGGUUUGGAUAUCAAAUUCAAAGAUGAGGUCAUGCAGACAACUUACUGUGAGAUUGAGCUGGACAAAGCCAAACGAGAUGCUUUUGUUUAUGCCAUAAAAAAUCACUACUGGUACCAAAUGUACAUCGACGAUCUGCCUAUAUGGGGGAUUGUUGGAGAAGCAGAUGAAAAUGGAGAAGAUCACUACCUUUGGACAUACAAGAAGCUGGAGAUUGGUUAUAACGGCAACAGAAUUGUUGAUGUGAAUUUAACAAGUGAAGGAAAGGUCAAGCUUGUGCCCAACACAAGAAUUGCAAUGUCCUACUCUGUGAAGUGGAAAAAAUCUGAUGUGAAGUUUGAAGACAGAUUUGACAAGUAUCUGGAUCCAUCCUUUUUUCAGCACAGGAUUCACUGGUUUUCAAUUUUCAACUCUUUUAUGAUGGUGAUUUUUCUGGUGGGCCUGGUGUCUAUGAUCCUAAUGAGGACAUUACGGAAAGACUAUGCCAGAUACAGCAAGGAAGAAGAGAUGGAUGACAUGGACCGGGACCUGGGUGAUGAAUAUGGCUGGAAACAGGUCCAUGGAGAUGUGUUUCGGCCCUCCAGCCACCCCAUGAUCUUCUCCUCACUCAUUGGCUCAGGCUGCCAGAUAUUCUCUGUCUCCCUUAUUGUCAUAAUCGUUGCCAUGAUUGAAGAUCUGUACACGGAGAGAGGAUCAAUGCUCAGCACUGCAAUCUUCGUCUAUGCUGCUACUUCUCCAGUGAAUGGUUACUUUGGUGGAAGUUUGUAUGCAAAACAAGGUGGAAGGAGAUGGAUCAAGCAAAUGUUCAUUGGAGCCUUCCUGAUCCCUGCCAUGGUGUGUGGGACUGCCUUCUUCAUCAACUUCAUUGCCAUCUACUACCACGCCUCCAGGGCCAUACCUUUUGGCACAAUGGUUGCUGUUUGCUGUAUCUGUUUCUUUGUCAUUCUGCCUCUGAACCUGGUUGGUACAAUUCUGGGCAGAAAUCUGUCCGGCCAGCCAAACUUCCCUUGCCGUGUGAACGCUGUGCCUCGGCCUAUCCCAGAGAAGAAAUGGUUCAUGGAGCCCGCGGUGAUUGUCUGUCUGGGAGGAAUCCUACCCUUUGGCUCCAUUUUUAUUGAAAUGUAUUUCAUCUUCACCUCAUUCUGGGCCUACAAGAUUUACUACGUGUACGGCUUCAUGAUGCUCGUCCUGGUCAUCUUGUGCAUUGUGACUGUUUGUGUCACGAUUGUCUGUACCUACUUCCUCCUCAACGCUGAAGACUACAGAUGGCAAUGGACAAGCUUCCUGUCAGCAGCAUCCACUGCUGUUUAUGUUUACAUGUAUUCCUUUUACUACUACUUCUUUAAAACAAAGAUGUAUGGCUUGUUUCAAACAUCCUUUUAUUUUGGGUACAUGGCUGUGUUCAGCACAGCUUUGGGAAUAAUGUGUGGAGCAGUUGGUUACAUGGGAACAAGUGCCUUCGUGAGGAAGAUCUACACAAACGUGAAAAUUGACUAGGAUAAGUAACACCAUGGGAUUUGUGGAUCAGCUUCAGGUUUUCCAACAGAAGUGGCGCAAUUCAUUUUUGCAAGAAGAGAUUGUGGUAUAUUACUUUGUACAAAUGUAGUUUUCCAUUUUCUGAAAGAGUUCAAGAAUGCAACCUGAGAAAGUACAAAAGCAAAAUGAAAAUGCUUACAUCAAGUUAUGUUUUUAGGUGACUGCUGUCAUGAAUUUUUUCUGGAGCAAAUGCUUGGGGUAUAUGCAGUAAGAUUAACUACACCACAGCUCCCCCUCAUGCAACCUUCCCAUGUCCCAAAAAAGAACAUAGCUCAUUACUGAUGAAUAGUCUAGCUCUCUUCAGUGAAGAGGACAGAGCCUAAGAAAAGCAUGUUCUAUUACGUAAGAAAAAGGCAGAGUUGGAUGCCUCUACAGACUGACUUGGAGGCCAUGUGGAUCUGAGUCACUCAGAAUGCCAUUAUUAUUCUACUCUGGUUUCUACAUUUCUUUCUUUUUU